Messenger RNA from Dicentrarchus labrax (European seabass), 2245 nucleotides. RefSeq names its product N-terminal EF-hand calcium binding protein 3 (gene necab3). Gene Ontology annotation, molecular function: calcium ion binding. The record is from RefSeq and is a predicted model, not a curated record. NCBI's taxonomy places the organism in Eukaryota, Metazoa, Chordata, Actinopteri, Moronidae. The transcript has 12 exons. Bases 208 to 1239 code for a protein of 343 amino acids. Gene Ontology annotation, cellular component: endoplasmic reticulum; Golgi cis cisterna; cytoplasm. Gene Ontology annotation, biological process: regulation of amyloid precursor protein biosynthetic process.
GCAGGCAGCUCUGCUCAGCAGCGCACCACAAAGUUGCAGAGCAUCUCUGAGUCCCCGCCUGCCCGCUUGGCUUCACUUGGUAUCUGUCACACCUGCAGCAGCCUCUGCCUCUCCUCCAAGACUUUCAGCCCGUUACUUUACCUCAACCUUUUUUCCCCCUGUCAACAGUUUGAGCGAUCAAAAGGUGCGUCUCGACUCGUCUCAAAGAUGCUGGCUUGUACGGAGAUGAUCACUAUGUGCCUGCAGUCGGCCAAACAGAAGCAUCUUCGGGCUCAGCAGCAACAGCAGCCGCUGCACACCGCCGGACAAGGGCUUACUAUCUUUCAUGAUAUUUUCCGCCGUGCAGACAAAAACGAUGAUGGCAAGCUGUCAUUUGAAGAGUUCAAUGCUUACUUUGCGGAUGGCAUCCUGACUACUGAGGAGCUACAGGAGCUUUUCUACUCCAUAGAUGGCCGACAAAAUAACAAUCUGGACACUGACAAGCUAUCAGAUUAUUUUUCUCAGCACCUGGGGGAGUAUCUCAAUGUACUUUCAGCUCUGGAGAGCCUGAAUGUUGCCAUUUUAAAGGCAAUGGAUAAAACUAAAGAGGAGUACCAGGGUUCCAGUGUGUUGGGCCAAUUUGUCACCAGGUUCAUGCUGAGAGAGACAUCCAGCCAGUUACUGUCUCUACAGAGGUCACUGCAGUGUGCCAUGGAGGCUGUGGAAGAACAGAGCAGCCCUGCCCCGAGAGAGGUAAAGGCACCGGAGCUGACAGCAGUACAGAGGAAUGGCAGGCGGUGCGGUCGCAAGGUCCAUAAUAGCCUGUGCAUGUCCCCAUCAGAUCCCUGUUCUGGCAUCCUGACCACAGGUGUGAGCAUGGACAAUGGUGAGAACUGGUGCUCUCAAAUCAACAGGCUGCAGCAAUUGCUGGACAAACUGGAGUGUCAGAACAUUCUGCUGGUGCAGAGGCAAAUGUUGGUGACCGAUGAAAAUCUGGACAACUUCCGGAAAGUUUUGAAGGGCUACAUUGAUGCCACCUCAGCCCACUCUGACAACCUGCAUGUGUCCGUUCAGAAGCUCCCGGGAAAGUCGUGUUACAUAAUGUAUGAGUUCUGGCAAGACCGCAUCUCCUGGAUGAGCUACCUGCAGUCCAAUGACAGUAAAGAUUUCCAGCGCUGCAUCAUUGACAUGUUGGAGGACGCUGAAGUAGUUUCUACUAUGUUGCUCCCAGCUUCCUGGUGGAUCAUGACUAACAACUAACAGCUGAAUCCAGAAUGUCACAUCUACUGCCUACACUGUCACACGGACAAAGACACGCUGGCGCAUCAACCCACCCACCCACAUGCACGCAUAAGUACAUAUGCAAACACAUGCACACAGAGGAAUUCAAAAGGCAUCCAUGUGUUUCAAAGCAACAGGAGACAGAGACAAUGGCAGCAUCCAGCAUUCUCCAGCAGCAUCUUUUAAUGUCCCUCUGUCUUCGACUGCUCAUUAUUGUGCCGCUUAUAUCAAAGGGGAUAGUUUCACCUUAUAGCCAGCCUUUAGACUUAAAAGUAACGAUUCUCUGCAAUGCAAAAGACAAGUUUUUUCUUUUCUUUUAAACUCACUUUAUAACUCUGCAGUGUUUGUCUGAUAUUAUGCCAGUGGAGAACAACCAAAAAGAUGCUAGUAUAGGCUACUAGAGCAAAUUGGAAUGAAAAUGACCCUGCCAGUAGUGUUUUGUGCUUUUGAUGAGUUGUUUACUGUUGAAUACAAUUAAAAAGGAGGAAAAAGCAGAGAGGAUGAGGAAGACUUGCUGCAGCCUAAACAUGCAUGCUGAUAACUGUGGCCAAGAGCUUUCAGUACUAGUUCCUUUAAAUCCUGGCUGUAUAUGCUGUAUGAUACUGUAACACUGUUUUUAUUUUAAUUAGCAAGCCAGAAAAAGCUAUUAUCAAAAAAGCUACACCUCCCCUGACAUAUCGCUAGUAUAUUAGUUAUAUCUCCUCAAUUUGAGACACGCUCUUUGUCUCAAAUGUAAAAGUAUUUCUGAAAACGUGCGUGACUAAGGGACUUAACACUUUGUGAGGCGAUUUCAUUGUAUCACUAAGUUAUGAAGAGAAAAUCUAUUUAAUGUAUUAUGUAUUUAUUUUGAUCAUGGUAGAGUUUAUUCCAUCUGUACAUAUGGAACUCAGAUAUAUUCAUAUUUCUGUUGUGUUUUGGUUGAGUAAUGUACACCAUCAACUGUAAACAAACUGAAUAGCAACUUUAAUAAAAUCAUUAAAACUAA